AUGGAUAGUGGUGGUGAUGGAACAUCCGAAAAGAGAGAAGAUGUUGAACCAGCUGUAGCGGUUGCGCAAAGUAGAUCUACUUCAGAUUACCAUACCAAGUCUCUAAAAGAUUCUCUUAUUGGCAUAAAACGUGUGGCUGAUCUGGCGGAGCAGGCUGCUAUCGUUCAACAGCAGGCUGCUGAGGAUGCAAUUAGGGCUGCUGCUGAUGCUAAAACUGCAGCAGAAGCAGCACGUAAAACUGCUAAUGACAGAGAAAAAGCUAGACACGAAUAUCCAUUACCAGGAAUCGAUACUGUAUAUCAUAAGUCUCUAGAAGAUUCUCUUAUUGGCAUAAAACGUGUGGCUGAUCUGGCGGAGCAGGCUGCUAUCGUUCAACAGCAGGCUGCUGAGGAUGCAAUUAGGGCUGCUGCUGAUGCUAAAACUGCAGCAGAAGCAGCACGAAUCGAUACUGUAUAUCAUAAGUCUCUAGAAGAUUCUCUUAUUGGCAUAAAACGUGUGGCUGAUCUGGCGGAGCAGGUUGCUAUCGUUAAACAGCAGGCUGCUGAGGAUGCAAUUAAGGCAGCUGCUGAUGCUAAAACUGCAGCAGAAGCAGCACGUAAAACUGCUAAUGACAGAGAAAGAGCAAGAAGAGGAUGCAAUUAA
Molecule: messenger RNA, 642 nt
Organism: Ctenocephalides felis (cat flea)
Lineage: Eukaryota; Metazoa; Arthropoda; Insecta; Siphonaptera; Pulicidae
Product: tol-Pal system protein TolA-like
Exons: 2
Coding region: 1-642 (213 amino acids)
Source: RefSeq, a predicted model, not a curated record